UCCGCAUAACAAUACUAUAGUUCGCUCCCCGAUGUGGAGAGAGAGUUGACUAAUGUUUUGGCGCGGAAUUACUGGUUUUGCUCAAAUCGGAGCACGUUCUUUACCUAAGGUUGUUCAAAGAAGAGGCGGCCUUCAGUUUGCCGCAGUUUUGAAUAGAUGUGCGCGUUAUUUCGCCAGCGAAGCCGUCCCAGACAAUGAAAUAUCGACUCUUCGUCUGUGGAGUGAUGGUGGCGGGGAAGAAGUUGAGUCGAAUCCCUUUGACGAUUUAGGCGCUUGGCACGACGCUGAAGCGAAAUCCUUCCUUAACAAUGUUUCAGUGGACACUGUUGGUAAAAGUACAACCAUAGGACAUCGACAGGCGAACGAAGACAGUUUUAAACUUGUAGAAUUACAGCCAGAUUUACACUACUACGCUGUAUUCGAUGGACACGGCGGGUCGGUAGCUGUGGACUUUGUAAGCGAUCACCUUCACGAAUGUAUCACUCACUUUUACAACCGGGAUAAAAGCAUCGAAAGUGUGUUAAUCGAUGCUUUCGCAAAAUGUAACAGUGAUUUGGAAGAGUAUUGUAAAUGGUUAAUAGCAGAAGGGCAUAAUGAGAAUGUUCUUCAUUGUGGUACUACAGCGACUGUAGCUCUGUUACAGGAUGGUACUGAUCUGACAGUGGCAAGUGUUGGCGACAGUGGUGCUCUGAUUUGCAGACUGGCAGAAGCUGUUUCGCUAGCAAAUGCACAUCACCCGACAAGAGAGGAAGAACAUCAAAGAAUAAACUUAUUCAAUGGCUGGAUCGAUUGGGGAUUAAAUUCUCCCAAAGUUAAUGGCAGACUGGCAAUGACACGUUCGAUCGGUGACUUUCAUUUAAAGCCUUAUGGAGUCAUUGCCACUCCUGAAAUUCAGCAUCUCAAACUGGACCAUAAGACAGAUUCUUUUAUUGUUCUACACACUGAUGGUGUGUCGCACGUCAUGUCGGACAAGGAAAUAACAGAUGUAGUCCGGACUUGUCCUGAUGCUGAGCAUGCUGCCAAUGUAUUGACUAGUUGUGCCAUUCAGUAUGGGUCUGAGGACAAUGUCACAGCAGUCGUGGUUCCCCUGAGAUUAUGGCCUAAAAACAACAAACAGUGGGUAAAGAAGGAACACAGUUUGAUAAAGAAUGUGAGAAUUAAUUAUGUGUAAAGAUUAUUUUUGUUGCUGGGAUGUAAUAUAUUUUUUGGUUUUUCUAUUUUGGUUUAUAUUUUAGUUCUUAGUUCAAAAUACUAAUUCUCCCUACUGGCUCCACUGAUUUCUUUUAAUUAGUUUCAGGGAUUUUGUAUUACAUCACCAAUAUUCCAAAGAUCUCAGGUUUCAAUAGUGUGGUGCACUGGCUUGUGACCAUGGUCUGUGUACUGUAUGGUUAUUUACCAGCUCACUUGAUGGCCCACUUAAAGUUUACACAAAGACAUGGUGGUUUCUUUUGUCUUUAGCAACUAACCAAAGAAACAUUUUGGUUAUGUAAUUCAUGCACAGCUUAUCAUGAUCAGUGCUAACCAAAGAUUUUUUGCACGGUCAUCAAUCUUCUAACAUAUUUACCUUAAGUUAUAUUGUUCUGCACCUUUGAAGUUUGCUGGGCUUCAUAACCAUCCUCGUUUGGUCACUCUGAAUAUACUGUCACAAAAUUUGCCUCAGAAGGCAAAAUAACCCAUAUUUUACUCUUGAUUAUGCAGUAACUCUAUGCAGUAAAUAUUGAGUUCAGUGGUGACUGACAACAGUGCAGGCACAUUUAAAUAAAAAAAUUGUGAGAUCUAAGCAAUUUGCCGGGCAAAGAAAAGCGAUGAUGUGAGUGGUCAAAAUUUAAAAUAAUAAUUAGAAAAAAAAAAUCCAUACUCCUUUACUUUUGUGAGCAAUUCAGUUGAGCAACUGAGGAAAUCACAAAAACUACUCUUCAUCAAUGGACAUACAUUGAAUCGCAUUAUUUCCUUAUUGUAUAUUAUAUUUAUUUCAUUUUAGAGUAAUUUGCUUUAUUUUUAUAUGUAAAUGUUGAGUGCUCUGAACACACCAUUAAUCAGGGUCUUAGCCAGAAAAAAAUAUGACUGAGGCAAAAUCCUUGAUUAAAUUUUCUUCCUAGGUAUUUAGCAGUCUUUUGCCUUCCCCCUUCAACAGCAAAAAAA
Orbicella faveolata is the source of this 2142-nucleotide messenger RNA. Its product is annotated as protein phosphatase 1K, mitochondrial-like. Gene Ontology annotation, molecular function: protein serine/threonine phosphatase activity; cation binding. The record is from RefSeq and is a predicted model, not a curated record. Gene Ontology annotation, biological process: protein dephosphorylation. NCBI's taxonomy places the organism in Eukaryota, Metazoa, Cnidaria, Anthozoa, Scleractinia, Merulinidae.